AUGCCCUCGGCUUCUGAAGCCCACAUUGGACGGCUCCGAUUCGUGAUGUCAGGUGGCGAUUCUCCUGAAAGCAGCCCCGUCUCAUCUCCGUUGCGGCGAAAGCGGGCACGCACGGACAAUGCCAGUGAUCGUGCUGCCGAUGAUGAGUCGGACUUCGCAGAGGGUAACGAGGAGGGCUCAAUAACAGGGAACAACGAGAACAUUGACCCAAGCAUUGUCAAUGACCCGGCCGGCACCAUCUCUUUCAGUCCGGGCAUCCUUCAACCCCGUGCCACAGGUGGCACGACUGACACCGGUCGCCUCCAACAGUUCGCGCACCGGUAUUCUAAGAAGCUCAAGCUCACGAAAGAGCAACAAGACCGAGGUGACGACUUCAAUGCGCGCAGUCUUUCUGAACGACUUUACAUCCUGUGGGCCGGCCAACAGGCCCUUCGCAACCAAGUCGACAAGAUUGUGACCGCACAGCCGCUGUACGCUGUAUCGAACAGCCUUAAGAAAUCGAUUGACAAGUACGCGCUUGCGGCGCUACUGUCCGCUAAGAUAUCCCACUACAAAGGGGACAUUCCACGGAUCCAUGUAGAGGGUCUCUUGAAGAAAUAUCAAGAACAUGAACUCCCGCGCGAUCUCGAGCGGAACCCGGCCGACUGGAGCAAAGUCCAGAGUCAGAUCCAGUACUCUUUGACCCAGCUCCGGUCGAAGUGGAAGAAAGCGAUCGCAGCCAGUAUCAAAAACAAAGACAAGACCAAAUGCACAAAUAUCUACAAGCUUGCUCAGAAUCUAGCGACUUCGAAGAAUACUGUAACUGCCGCGCUGUGCACCCGUGUUGCUGUGAUGAGAGAGGUAUACAUCGAGAAGUAUGGGCACGAAGCUGCGCCUGGUCAUGAGAGCCCACAAGCAGGUGAAGAUGAUGAUGAGCCUGGGGGGAAUGCAGACUACUGGUUUGCUAUGGACGGUCGACUCGAGCUCAUACGGGAGCUGGCUGGAGGGGAUAAGAAGAAAAUAAGCCGAGCAUUGAAGUCGAUCCUGAAGGAUGACCGGAAGACAUAUGGUAUCUUCGCUGAGUCGGAGGGGGCUGAAGGGGACCAGGAAGAGAAUGACUUCCAGCAAGAGGUCGACGAGGUUGUCGGCAAUGAGGUGUAG
This is a messenger RNA of Gloeophyllum trabeum ATCC 11539, 1140 nucleotides long. RefSeq lists its product as uncharacterized. NCBI's taxonomy places the organism in Eukaryota, Fungi, Basidiomycota, Agaricomycetes, Gloeophyllales, Gloeophyllaceae. The record is from RefSeq and is a predicted model, not a curated record. The transcript is spliced from 7 exons. The coding region runs from base 1 to 1140 and encodes 379 amino acids.